This is a messenger RNA of Silurus meridionalis, 3306 nucleotides long. RefSeq lists its product as uncharacterized. The transcript has 2 exons. Bases 872 to 2098 code for a protein of 408 amino acids. Gene Ontology annotation, biological process: positive regulation of translation; positive regulation of cell size. The record is from RefSeq and is a predicted model, not a curated record. NCBI's taxonomy places the organism in Eukaryota, Metazoa, Chordata, Actinopteri, Siluriformes, Siluridae.
AGAUUCAUUACUUAUUUUAGUACUUUCUUUUAUUCCUCAUGGAGUAGCUGUGUGUGUUUUAUCCUUUUGAGAGAGAGAGAGCAAGGAUGAGAGAGGCUCCCUCCCAGAGGCUAUCCCUUCUCAAAUCCUAGCUUUAAUUGUGGCAUAUGAAGCGAGGGACAGAGACGAUCGGAUCAGAGAUAAGAGCUGUGAGGCACCGAGACUCCGUGCCGAUGGUGGAUUUCGGGGGGAAAAACAACACUGAUUGAAGUCGACUAGUUCCUACCAGUGAGUAAGUGAGGGAGAAAGAGAAAAGGGAACAGCCAUGAGAAGCAGUGGGAGGAAGAAAGCGCCAGAAAGGGAGUGAGUGCAAUGCGUGAGGGGAAGUGAGAAAGAGAGAGAGGGAUCGGGAGGGGAGAGAGAGAGAGAGAGAGAGAGCAAGCUAUGGAGAGACAGAAAGCAUGCAACAGCCACUGAACCUGGAAGGCAGGAACAGUGAAGAGGAAGCAGCGGAAUACGGAGGCUCUCAGCCAAAUGCAGGAGCAAUGGAAUACGAGCGAAGGCAGUGUGUGCUUGUUCAGGAGGAGGGAGGGAGGCUGUCAACGGUCCAGCAGCAGAGAACAACGUGGGGAUAAUAUCAGAAACAGGCACUGACUGGAACCAGAGGGAGAGGGUGGGGGAGCCAAGGAACAUGCUGACGAAAAAGUUUUAGUCGUCAGGAGGGAGAGAACUUGCAUGACAACCCCAUCCAGCCAAGAGCGGUGAAGGACAAAUCUGUUCCGGAGUCUCAAUAUGAAGCCUCUCUCCUGUCUCUGUUAUGCUCGCUGAUACCGGAGAGCUUGGGCGACAUACACUUCCACGUCACUUCUGGCUUGUACAGAAGUAGAACAAGAUGGGACACUCUGCAAAGAGUGGGAAGGGAUCGUUGUUUAGUUCUGAACCCGAGGACUACAACAAGAUGGGUUCUCAUGGAUCUAAGCCGACCCUCCAUAAUGGAUACCGUCUCCAUUCAAGGUUAUCUCUGACCACUCUGAAGUGGCAUUCAAAGCUGUUCAGGACUAGCAAGAGCUGUCAAAGUGAGCCUAGUAGUAUGAGGUGGCGUAAGUGUCAGGGGCAGGGAUUACAACACAACAGCGCCUCUGUGAGGGACCGCUCGAGAGAAUGCAGCUUUGUGGAAAACCUCCACCAAACCCAGACACCCCUCCCUUUGAGGAAAUGUGCUCUGGAUUUGCCGACGCAGUUCAUAGGUCAAAGAAACUGUGGAGUGACUGUUUGCGUGGUAGCACAACAAUCCGGCUCUGUCAGAGAUCUGCAGGCGCCUGGGCAACCCAAGGCCAAUGAGCACACCUUUGAAAAACGUCAAACACCUAAAACCAGCUGCAGUAGCCAUCCAGUAGACUGUAGUCUAAACAGCACAAGACAGAUUACCCCCAACUCAAUGGGGCACACAACAGAAGGAAGUGACGGCUACAGGUCCAUGCAUGAAGUUUUCUUUACUACAGAAGUUCCCCAAAAAGUCACCAUCAACCACAAGACAUGUCCUAAAGAGGAUUCGUCAAAACCGUCAGGCAACAAGGGGCAGCCCCUGAAUGAAGACGUUUUCAUCUUCAAAUCGAAGAAAGCUCAAAGGGUUCUCCAGGAGCAGAUUCGUAAAGUAGUUGUGAAUCUCGAGGAGGUACUCCGUGGCUUGAAGGAAGUACAUUUGGAAAUGAAGGAGGUGGUCCAGCAGAUUGACCAACUGACCUCCAGAAUUGACCUGGGAGAGGAGGACAGUGGAGAAGCUUCUGGAUAUUGCAGCCCUAUUGAAAGCAUUUGUGCCCCAGAGGACGUGAAGAAAUCCAGGCGGCUUGGAGCAUGUUGUAAAGACCAGAAACGGAGUGAAAGCCAUUUGAAUGUUGAUCCACCAGCAUACCAAACUGCACUUUCAUCUAGAAACAAUUCAGGGCGGAAAUUCAAUCAUGGAACGGCAGUGUCCCAAAUGAUUAAGGGGCCUAAAUCAGAAGCGGGUGCACAGUCUAGAAGCCGGAAGCCUCCUCCAUACUCCAUUAUUUGGGGGGCAAAUAAAGGAAAAACUCCCCCUUAUGCUGGCAGACGAAGACUGCUGUCCACUACUGUGUAAUGGGGCACCUGCUUGAGGGCAGCUUGGGAAAGAUUACAGUUUGAAGAAGCCUGUAUCCAAGGAGACCGGCAGCGUUAAGUAAGUAUGGUUGAAGUGUCGCCGCAUGCAGUCGACUGAUUCAGCACCUCACUAUUCAAACAAGAUUCACUUUCAGUGCUUGUUAAGUAUGCACCAUGUUGUGUCUACGUAUGUGUCUGUUCAGCUGUGCUGAUUUAGGCCCAUUUUUGACAAUAACAGUCAGAUGUCACCUGUAGAUUAGUGCCAGUCGACAAUGACAUUUUGGGAUGAAUGUACCUGCAGAAUCACUGCUUAUUUUGUUGAGAUAGUAGUAAUCUGUGACCUGUGAAAGAUUUGUAUUUCUCUUAGUCGAAGAUUUUCUAGUAUUGAAAAUGACAAUCAUUAAAGUGGUCUUUGUAUUUUAAAAGUAUCUCUAGAAACCAUUUCAUCUUGUAUUCUUGUGGAUCCAAAACCUGUCUGGUUGUGAAACAGGAAUACACCCAGGAUUGGAAUGGCGGUCAAUUACAGAGCACCUUCUGCACUCACAUUUACAUGCUAAUCCAAAUGGUAGCAUAAACAAUCUGCCUAAUGGCAUAUUUCAGGAGGUGGAAGGGGGAAACCUGAAGAACCAGGAUGAAGCAUACAUGAACUGUAGUGGAGAAAUCUGAACAGACAUCAGUGAUGGGAAGAUCGGAUUGAAUCUUUCUCGGUUGUUUGUUCCUUUAAAUCAGAAAUAAAAUGUAAAAUCGUUUUUGGGAAAAAAGUGUCUAUGGGAGUCACGUGAUAAAGAAUAAACUACAAGAGUAAACUACUCAACUCUGUUUCCUGUACGUAACCUCGUGUAGAAAAUGAACGGAUCACUCUGAGAAUACUCUUUUUUCUGAAUCACAUUAAAGACUUGGAACUAAAAGACAGGAGCUCAAGCUUCUGAACUGCUAAUUCUAGACCUGUGAGGUAGCAACUCUACCUGCUGUAUCGCUAUGCCUCCCUUUAUAAGCAGUACAUUUAACUAAUAAUGUUGUCAUGAUUAUUCAUCUACCCUCUCAUAGGAAAUAAAGCCUCUCUGGCUGACAUUUCCAGUCGAGGUGUGGCCAUUACAGACUAAAAUAAACCAAUAUUGCACAAUAUACCAUAUUCAGUUGCUAUAUUUACUUAGUUUUUGUUCUUCCCCUCAGACUAUGCAUUAAGCACUGUUUAUUUUACAAUGCUAG